AUUCGUCACUUCUCGGCACUUAGUAGAAUUUUGCGUUCAUUCGCUGCUCUUUCAAGCCUCAUGUAAUCGCGUACAACGUUGGUGAUACGUAGGCAAAAUGAGUGUCGAAAAUCCUGCAAGUGAUAAUGAUUGUGAAUCAGGAAAGGUUAAUGGCAAUAAAAAUGAACACGUGAAUGGUAUUCACAACGGAUACAGCAGUUCCGAGAAGCAUAAGUCCAGCCACAAGUCGUCAAGCAAAGACAAGCACCGCGACAAAGACCGCGACCACAAAAGCUCUUCCAAACAUAGUAGCAGCAGUUCAAGCAGGGACAAAGAUAAGGACAAGCAUUCAAGCAGCAAAAGUCACAGCAGCUCUCACAAGUCUUCCAGCAAGGACAAAGAACGUAGUGAUAAAGACAAAGAUCGCAGUGAGAGGAGCAAAGAACGUAGUGACCACGAUUCUAGCAGUAAGGACAGGGAGCGCAGUGAUAAAGACAAACACCGCAGUGACAAGGACAAACACCGAGACAAGGAUAAAAGUGAUAAAGAUCGCAGUGACCGUAGCAAAGAUAAGAAGUCCAGUAGUAGUGAUGAAAAGAAAUCAUCUUCAAAAGACAAGGAUCGCGAACAUAAAAGUUCAUCAUCUAAGGAACAUAAAUCAAAAGAUAGAGACAAGGACCGUGAAAAGGAUCGUCACAAGAGUGAUAAACACCGAAGUGAUAAAGACAAACAUUCUAGUUCAAAAGACAAACACAGUUCAAGCAAAUCUAAGGAUAGAAGCAAAGAUGAAAAAGAUAAGGUCAAAUCUGAGAGCCAGGAAUGGUCUGGUAAAGAAGAGCCCAUGCAGGUAGACAUCCCAGAAAUAAAGCAUGAAAUCAAAGAGGAAAGUGAAGAUGGUUUUGCUGGAGCAAAUACUACUGUUUCAUCAUGUGAUUAUUCAUUAUCACAAUUCAAAGAUGAUCCCCUGUCUGAACUGCCUCCAGAAGAAGAAAGUGCUGAAGAGGAUAAACCACUGUUGAAUCGCAUAGCUGCUAAAAAACGAGUAGCCAGUGAGAGUGAAGAGGAUAUUCCUCUCCUUAAACGGAAGAAGCAGAAGAAAAAGGUUAAGAAAGAGACAUAUGAUGAUGAAGAGGAAGAAGAAGACGUGAAGCCUAAGAAAAAGAAAGUCAAGCCAGAGAAGACAGAAGCAACUAAAGUGAAAACUGAAACAGAUGGAGUCCCCACAAAACGGAAAAAGAAACAAGAAGAUGAGCAGGAAGUUUGGAAAUGGUGGGAGGAAGAAAAGAAGGAUGAUGGUACAAAGUGGACUUUCCUUGAACACAAAGGCCCCUUAUUUGCACCACCCUAUGAACCCCUUCCAGAAAAUGUGAAAUUCCGGUAUGAUGGUAAAGUGAUGAGACUUUCUGAAGAUGCUGAGGAAGUAGCUGGAUUUUACGCUCGGAUGUUGGACCACGACUACACCACCAAAUCUACAUUCAACAAUAACUUCUUUGCUGACUGGAAAAAAGUAAUGACACACGAAGAAACCAAAAUAAUCAAAGACCUUUCUAAAUGUGAUUUUAAAGAAAUGCAACUUUAUUUCCAAAGUGUUUCUGAAAAGAAUAAAAAUCGCUCAAAAGAAGAAAAGGCUGAACUUAAAGCCAAAAAUGAAGAAAUACAAAAAGAAUAUGGAUUCUGUACUAUAGAUGGUCAUAAAGAAAAAAUUGGCAACUUUAGAAUAGAACCUCCUGGACUUUUUAGAGGCCGUGGUGAACAUCCAAAGAUGGGAAUGUUAAAACGGCGAGUUAUGCCUGAAGAUGUUUUGAUCAAUUGCUCCAAGGAUAGUAAAGUGCCCAAACCCCCUGCAGGCCAUAAGUGGAAAGAAGUCAGACAUGAUAAUACUGUAACUUGGCUUGCCUCUUGGACAGAAAAUGUACAAGGACAGGCUAAAUACGUCAUGUUGAAUCCUAGUUCAAAGUUGAAAGGAGAAAAGGAUUGGCAGAAAUAUGAGACAGCCAGAAAGCUUCAUAAGUGCAUUGAUAAAAUCAGAGAAAAUUACCGCGCCGAUUGGAAAGCAAAGGAAAUGAGAGUUCGACAAAGAGCAGUAGCCUUGUAUUUUAUUGAUCGCCUGGCGUUGAGAGCUGGUAAUGAGAAAGAUGAUGACCAAGCAGAUACGGUUGGUUGUUGUUCUUUAAGAGUAGAACACAUUGAAUUACAUAAAGAAAAAGAUGGAAAAGAAUAUGUAGUUGUAUUUGAUUUCCUUGGUAAAGAUUCUAUUAGAUAUUACAAUGAAGUACCAGUAGAGAAAAGAGUAUUCAAGAAUCUCGAACUUUUCAUGGAAAGCAAAAAAGGAAGUGAUGAUCUGUUUGACAGGCUGAAUACACAAACAUUGAAUGAACAUCUUAAAGAUUUGAUGCCAGGAUUGACUGCAAAAGUUUUCCGUACUUAUAACGCUUCUAUUACUUUGCAAAGACAGUUGGACGAGUUGACGGAUGGUGACGCUACUGUACCAGAAAAAAUUCUAGCUUAUAACAGAGCAAACCGUGCUGUAGCCAUCCUCUGUAACCAUCAGCGGGCAGUACCCAAAGGUCAUUCCAAGUCAAUGGAAGCUCUGAAAGAGAAAAUACAAGCUAAACGCGAUCAAAUCGAUGAAGCCGAAGAAGAUCUGCGACAGUCCUCUAAAGCGGCGAAGCGCGGGUCAGUCAAGGAAAAACUCGCGUGUGAUAAGAAGAGCAAGGCUCUUGAACGUCUGAAGGAUCAGCUGAGGAAACUAGAACUACAGGAAACCGACCGCGACGAGAACAAAACCAUUGCACUUGGAACAUCAAAGCUUAACUAUCUCGACCCUCGUAUUUCAGUUGCUUGGUGCAAGAAACACGAUGUCCCUAUUGAGAAAAUUUACAACAAAACUCAGCGCGACAAGUUUCGUUGGGCGAUCGACAUGGCCGGUCCCGAAUAUAUCUUUUAAGGUAAAUCGUAGCAUUAGCUAUACUUUUAUUUUAUAUACUAUACAUACUUCAGUUUGCAAACGUUCCACUUUAUAUAUUUUUUGUUUAUAUUCAACAAGUUUUUUUAUGAAUUCAUGACCUGAUUAUUAGGAAUUAGUAUGAUUAUAGUAUUUAUCUAACAAAUUUUUGGACCCCAAACAACUCAUUGUUCCUCACCAAUUAGGAUCCAAAUUAGAAGUCUGAUUCUAAUUUAUUUUUAUUUAGAACACACCUAGUUACAAUUUUUUGCUUAUAGUUUUAUAGGUUAAGUUUUAGUGUUUAGAAAGUAACUAGUAUAAGAUUUUUUGUACAGAUUUUCAAUCUGUUUUUUCUCUAGAUUUUACGUGUUAUGAAUCAAUCGGAAAAAAUAAAUAAUGACGCUUUUUCUAAAGAGUAAUAAAGUAAUAAUAAUGAUAGUUUGGUGUUUUUGUACAUAAAUAGUAAGGACUCCAUAAUUUUCGAUUUAUCUUUUAUAAAUCGACAUCUACUUAAUUUGAGUCUUCAUCAAACAAAAUUAGUAGAAUAUUUUAAGAUAGACAAUUUCGAUAAAAUCUGGAGAAAUCAAGUGUGUAGCUUGUAGUUGGAAAUGAUGUAAAUUAUUACGGUGUGUAUGUGCACAAUGUGCAGUAGUAAAUGUUGUAAAGUAAGAAAUAAUGUUAUUUUAUUUUUAUAAGGCUAGGAUCUAAAAUUGUGGCAAUAGCCGUCAAUGUUACAAAAGGUA
Molecule: messenger RNA, 3666 nt
Organism: Ostrinia furnacalis (Asian corn borer)
Lineage: Eukaryota; Metazoa; Arthropoda; Insecta; Lepidoptera; Crambidae
Gene: Top1
Product: DNA topoisomerase 1
Exons: 10
Coding region: 98-2926 (942 amino acids)
Biological process (GO): chromosome segregation; DNA topological change; DNA replication
Cellular component (GO): nucleolus; chromosome
Molecular function (GO): DNA binding; DNA topoisomerase type I (single strand cut, ATP-independent) activity
Source: RefSeq, a predicted model, not a curated record